AUCAUACAUACAUUUUAAGGAACUGUCAACACUCAGUUCUUUAGUCCAUGGAGUCUAUUGAUUGGUCGACAGGGAGAUGUAAAAAAUGGCUUCCUUGCCUUCUCCUACUCAGGUGGCAGGGACCCACAGUUCUAUAUAUGAGGCCUAUUACCACCAAGUAGACCCCAAUGGCACUGGGGCAAUACAAGCCCUUGAUGCAGCUAGAUUUCUCAAGAAGUCACGUCUUAGCGAUGUGGUACUUAGCAAGAUUUGGGAUUUGUCUGAUCCUAAUGGCAAAGGAUAUUUGGAUAAAGCAGGGUUAUUCGUAGCGUUAAAGCUGGUAGCGCUGGCUCAGGCAGGGAAAGAUAUAAAUAUGAGCAACAUACACUCAGAGGCACCGCCACCUAAAGUUGGUGAGCUACCUAAAGUUCCACCACCGAGUGUUAGUCCAAUGCCAGCGAUGCCGCUGAGCGACUGGAGCAUAAAGCCAGCGGAGAGAGAGAAAUACAGUCAGCUGUUUGACUCGCUACAACCCAAUAAUGGAUUUAUUGCUGGUAAUAAGGUGAAGGGAGUGUUGAUGGAAUCGAAGCUUCCUUUGGACACUUUAGGCAAGAUAUGGGAUCUUGCAGACCAGGAUAAGGAUGGGAUGCUUGAUAGACAUGAGUUUAUUGUGGCGAUGCACCUAGUGUACAAGGCGCUCGAGAAGCACGCGGUCCCCACCACUCUGCCCCCUGAACUCCGCGCUCGGCCCCCUCGGCCUCCAUCUCGCCCCCCUUCACGACCCCCCUCCCGGCCCCCAUCGAGGCCUCCCUCGCCACAGCCCAGGGCGCCCCCUCGGCCACAGCCUCCUACACAGAAUACGGACCUCUUCGAUGGACUGCUCGACUUAUCUAGUCCGCCGUCAUCCACUCCGGCGUCCUCUCAGUGGAUAUCGUCAAGUGAUCGCGUGAAGUACGACACGCAGUUCACGUCAUUGGAUACGGACCGCGACGGAUUCGUGUCCGGAGCGGAGAUCCGACAUGUCCUGCUCGACACUGGACUGCCGCAGACCACUCUUGCGCAUAUAUGGGCGCUGUGUGACACCUCGAGUUCGGGCAAAUUGUCCCGGGCCCAGUUUGCGGCGGCGAUGUGCCUCGUGCAACGCUCGUUGCAGGGAAUACCGCCUCCCGCUGUGCUGCCACCCGAUUUGAUUCCCGCUGCUACUAUGGCUCCACCUGUUCCUGCGAUACAGCCAAUCCCUGAACCAGUGUCCCUUGGCCCGCAGCCGACGCCCGAAAUGGACGCCAUAGCUCGUGACGUUGACUCUUUAGCGAGGGAAAGACUUUCCCUCGAAGCUGAAGUCGCAAAUAAGCAGAAAGAGCUGACGGUUAAGACUGGAGAGGCGGAUAGCUUGCAGAGUGAAUUGGACACUUUAACAGCUACACUGAAACAGUUGGAAAACCAAAAAGGUGAAGCCCAGAAAAGGCUGAACGAUUUAAAGUCACAGGUGGAAAAAUUACGAAGUCAAGUGUCAGCCCAAGAGGCGGCAGCGGCGGAGACGGAGGCUGAAGUGGCGGCGAGGCGUGCUGCUGCCAACACCCUCAAGGAGAAAGAGAGGAGCCUCCAAGAUGAGGCGGCGCAAGCGCAGCUCCAAGCUGAAAAGCUCGGCGCUCAGCUCACCAGUUCGGUGCUCGCUGUCAGCCAGGCGAAUUUAAAACUGAAUCACCUGGAGGAGCAUCAUAGGUCAUUAAUAGCUGCAAUAGAGGCGAUCGAUGCCGGCGCAGGUGUUAGCGUGCUCAACCUGCAACCGCAGUUCUCGAAGCAGCACCUGCAGCAGCUGGUGCGAGGGUCGGGAGAUGAGGAUGAAGAAUUCUCGAAGGCAGACUUCAGUACAAUGAACGGUUCUGCCGGUUUCUCUUCCGACCCCUUCAAGGACGACGCCUUCUCGUCUAAUCUUCCUACGAACGAUCCAUUUGCGCCUUCGAAUAAUAAACCGGCGCAGGAUGGUUUCGCUAGUGAUCCAUUUGGCGGCUCUGCUGAUCCCUUUGCAGGCGAUUCCUUUGCGAGCAAUGAGACGAACAAGCAAAAUGAUGGUGCCUGGGAGUCUGAUCCCUUCGCAGUGCUGCACGCCCCAACGCGAAAUUCAAAUGUUAGCAAUACUAGCAACCCAAGCAACGCUAGCAACACUGCUAAAAGGCACAAGACUCCACCUCCGCGGCCGGCACCCCCUCGCCCCAUGCCCCCGCACAAGACCGAACGCAAACCUAUCGACUUCACCGAGGACCCCUUCAAAGACUACCGUUACGAAGACCCGUUUAACAUCGAAGACCCCUUCGCCGACGUCAACGACAAAAAAGCCGAUGCGUUCGGCCGGUCGACUUCCGUCGCCGGUUUCGAGAAAGACGACUUCUUCUCUACCUCUUCGAAUUUAAAUGGAACCUUCUCGAAGCCGGAGCGAAUUAGUGGACGAGUAUCGGCGCCUCCCGUCGCUUACGACCCGUUUUCGAAGCCCACUAAUAAUAAUGACUCCUGGGCGGCCUGGCCGAACGAUAGCUGGGCGGCCGACGAUGCCUGGUCCAAACCGGCCCCUCCCAAACCGGAUGCUUGGUCUUCAUCCUCCAAAAAUCUGAAUUCAAAAUCUGACAACUGGGAAAGCAACACCGAUAAUUGGUCAAACAAAACCGAUAACAGGUCGAACAAAACCGAUAAUUGGUCUAACAAAACCGAUAAUUGGUCUAACAAAACAGAUGAUUGGGCGACCGAUUGGGGAACUGAUAAAAACAAAAAUCUCAACGAAACGUGGCCAUCAAACACCUUACCCAGUAAGAAAGAGAAAUCCCCGAAGCCAGUGAAAUACGCAAAGUCUCUCGUCCACACGAUCGGUGGGAUCGGCCGGACGAAGCAGAAAGACAAGAAGAAGUCGAACGAGGCUAAGAGUGUGGAUGCCCUUCCUUCCGAAGAGCAGCAAUGGGCGUGGGCGGCCGCCGAAUCGAAACGCCUGGAGAGCGAGGUGGAAGCCAGGAGGCGGCAGGAAGACGCGGAAUUGCAGCUGGCCCUGGCCAUAUCCAGACAGGAGAAGUGACCCCCGAGGGGGCCCUCGAGGUGGCCCCGAUUUCGGUAGCUGCUGCAGGUCGGUGAAGGGCCGAGGUCCGUUCGGCGGUGGGUUGUGCAACGAUUUGGACUUAUCUUGCCUUAGAUUGGGACCCUUACGAAUAACGUUGGAAAAGAUGCAUUCCGCAGUAUUUGGCUUUAGAUGUAGGAUCCACUAGUCAUAUUGUUUAUCUUGGGCGUGUAAUGUGUAAGUAAUAUGCUUUAGGCCUAAUUCUGUUGUUAGCCUUUAAGUCCGUGGCUGUAGCUAGAAGAUAAAGAUAUUUUUCACCUAUAAUUAUUAGAAUUACGUGCGUAGUUUUCAAUGUAAAAAUUAUUUAUUGAUUGUGAAUUUGAUGAUACGGAUUGUGUUUUGUUUAAAUCGUCUCUUAUAUAUGGACCUGAAUUGACGAACAACAAAAUUGUGUCCGUAUGUGAGACAUUAAUUAAAUUAUAAUUGUUUUGUAUAUAAUGAAUAUUGUAUAAAUUGCGUCUUUAUUGACAUGAUACAUUGUCUUAUUAAUUUUAUUAUACGUCAUUUGGGUAAAAAGUUAAUAUGCUUUUUACAAAAGCAUUAGCGAAAACGUUUUGAGUAAAUCGUAUAAAUAAUCCUUUUCUGGGAGUUAAGGGUCUUAUAAUUACAUAAUUUGAUUUAUUUUGAGGCUGGGGCAUACAAUUUUUUUGUUAUUUUCCUGAUUUAUUAAUGUAUGCUGCGAUUUAUGUUCUUACGUAUGUAAUUUGCGAUUAUUGUCAGUUAUUGAAUGAUUGCGUGAAUAUAUUUAGAUUUUCUUAAAUGAGAAGGGCAGGUACGUUAUUUUCAUUUGUGUAAAAUCUUUGAACCAAUUAAUUAUUGAUUUUUAAUUUUUGGAUAGGCAUAUCAAAUAUUUUGAGGCAAAUAGUUCCGCAUGCAUUAUAAUAUGCGAGAGAUUUUAGUUGGAAGUCAAAUUUUUGAAACGAAUAUUUGACGGAGACGUAUUUUAUGAUCUGUCUUGUAUAUGUGUAUCUCGAAGAUAUAUACACGAUACAUUACUUACCGAGUUUUAUGUAUGAAACCAGAAUUCGAUAGAGCCGAUAGAAACGGUAGAAGUCCCGGUUAACAUCACUGCAGUUGAGUUUGUUGUUGUCCCUUUCUAAAACGAUAUGAGUAAACGAGAUAUCAUCAUUCAUAGCUUUUGGUUGGAUAUAUCUUUAAAUAUUAAUACGCAAAAUAUAUACGGCUAAAGCCUUACCAUAGUAGUACCAUCGCAUAGAUGAGCGGGUGUUAAUGUCGAGUCUCCCAAUAUAAUCGUUAAUCUCGGUAAAUGUAAGCUGUGGAUAGCAGUUGAUGCGCGUUCACUUUGUUAAUGUUGUCUUUUCAUACCAGAAUGGUAUUCGCUGAGCCAGUUCUAGGCGUCUUCCUCGAAUUUGUAGUGCUUAGGGUAUUCCCUUAAGGGAGCGUUCAAGUAUUACGUAACGAAUUUGGGGGGUAGGGGGUUGGGGUGAAACGUUACGAUGCGGGGCGGGGAUUGAAUUAUGCGUUAUUGUUAAUAUUAUUAUUGACAUUCCGAUACUAAACACCACAUAAACGGCAACUUUUAAUGUGUCAGUGGGUGGUAACGAAACGUGACGCGUGACAUUUGGGGGGGGGGGGGGCCAUAAUACUUGAACGCGCUCUAAUACAGAAAAUGUUACCAAAUAUUUGAAGUGCGUAGAGUAAAAUGCCUAGAAAUCGUUCGGCCACAGCUUAGCUAUGUAGAUCACGCUUAUGUGCGCACGAAGCCGUAAGCCGUCUGGUACAAUAACUAUUUUAGUACUGCACGCUUGCCGGGACACAAAAAGGCAAAGCGAACAUCGGUCGCGUGUCCCCGCAAGCCUAGUUGUUAGGAUAAUUGUAAACUUUGUAACUAUUGAAUACCGUGUUUAUGGGUACUAUUCUAAUAUUGUUAUCUCUUUCUUAGGCUGUUGUUGUUCGGACUGCGUGGAUGUAUGAUUUAGUAUUGCAGGUAUUAUGUUACAAUGUAUGUAAAUGGUCCACGUAGCCCGAUCGAUCCUUCUCUGUUAUAAUCUUUCAAUAAUAGCAAUUAAUAUAUUAUUUCUCGACGUUGAAGUGUAUAUGUGUAUCAAAAGCUAUAUAUAAUAUAGAUAUAAUUAUUAUAAUAAAGGAAACGCUGCGGUGUCCAUGCAUUAUAUUUUUUUAUUUGUUUUCUUUUGUUCCUUUUUUGAUAGUGUUGGAUAUGUUAAUAUCAAUUUUAAAUACGAUGUUCGGAUAGUGAUACAAUGCGCGGGUACUGUCUUUGAUCACCUCCUAAUACUCUUCUUUAGCAGGAAAGGUAAUGAAAGCCGGAUCCUAAUAGCUAAUUUAUUUAAGAUUUCUAAUCCGCUUUAAGAAGUAUUUUUGUUUUUUUCCGCGCUCCUUAGCCGAACAACUUACUUGCGCUAAUUAAUUUAAAUGCAUUUUUAAUACAUUUUCCCACAAAUUUAUAUCCCGCAUUUUUUUGUUAAUAGCCAUAUUUCUAGAUUCAGAUACUUGCGUUUUUUAUAUUUUUAAGCAACGAAAUAUUUUGAUGUUUGAAAAUUGUAUAUGAAUUAUAUUUAGUCAAAUCUAUUAGGCGUGCUGUAUACUCUGUUCGUACCUUAUCAUGAGAAUUUAGCUUUAAAAAUGUAUGUUGUCAAUAUUGUAAAAGGUAGUCAAUAAAAUGUCCAUUGUCAUGUACUAAAUUAGUUGUUGCAUAUUUUUUCCUUGAUUUGAUGAAUUUUCGAAGGUUAUUUCAAAACAAUUUUAGACCGACUGAAUAGCCUCAAUAGAUUUGUAUGAAACAUAUCUCUCUAAUGAAUAUUCAAUAUUUAGACAAAAAUAUAAAAGUAAAUAUGCUUUGUCACCCUCCCAAGUGAUAAACUAAAAAUUCGUCGACUUUGGGUUAUUUAACCAAUGAUGUCAAAUGUCACGUGUUGAGAGGUUGGAUUUUAAGUACAAUCGUUUCAUAUCAUUGUAAUAUUGUGAUUGUGUUACGUAGUUGUUUUAGAUGCUAGAAAUUAUAUUGCAUUAAUAAAUAUUUAUCGCGCUAGUUUUGUUGAUAUUAAAGUUUAAAAUUGUUAACAGUUGCAGAAAGUUUUUUUAGCUUAUCACAGUUGUUUUGGAGCUGAGUAAUUUCGACGUUUUAAUGGCCAAUCUUAAUGUUUAUAAUCAUCGAAUUAAGUUUAUUGAUACUUAUAUUUCUUUAUCUGCUUUUUAGAAAAAUAUAAACUAUUGAGAUUGGUAUUAAGUUAUUUAUUUAUCGUUAUAUUAAACAAAACCUUAUGAACUUCAUAUGAAAUACAUAUAUUGGCUAUUAACUAUUUGCAGGUAAUUAAAUGUCGAACCGAACAGCUGAUACGUCAAGUUACGAAGUCACGACCUAUGGGGUAGUUGACCUCAAAUUAUAGUUGAGGUCAACAACCCUAAAGGUUAAUUUUAUAAGUAAAUUGCCUUGUGUAAAUUGUACGACGCUUUAUAGUUCAUAUGGGUUUGUUAAUAUACUAAGGGCCUGUUUCACAAUGUAUGGAUAAAGUACCACAUAGCUAUGCAACAAAUUGUUCGAAAGAUUCCGGAUAAGAAACUUCGCGUUUCAUGACGAAUAGCGCUAUCUGACAGUCGUGAAACGCAAAAAUACUGUUUAUCCUACCAAUAAGUAAUAAAUAGCUUAUUUGGAACUUAUCCGGACAUUGUAAAACAGACCCUAAAUGUCAACCCAUCUCUUUCGUAAAAAUCGUUUCUUUAUUACCUAAUAUAAAAAGUAGAUGAAAUGUUAAAGAUAUUGUGACUGUAAUUUUAGAGUAGAAGUUUAUAAUACAGUUUAUAUUGUAUGCAAUUCAAUUACUCGUAAGUAUGUACCCAGAUGUUGAGAAUAACAUUUAAAUGAUUAACGCUAGAUGAAACAUUUUGUAAGCGAAUUGUUUCCCGUGCAGAGGAGACUUUUUUCUAUAAUUUUAUCUAUUUGUAAACAUUUUUCUGUAUUUUUGAAUAUGCAAUUUUAUAUGCCGGUAAUAUUUUGGUUUCAUUCAUUGCAUUGAAUGGCGGAAUUUCGAUGGCUGCGUCCUAGCUGGUAAUAUACAUUUACGACGGCGAUCAAGUUUGUAAAGCUGGCAAUACAUUUUCAAAUGUAUUGCCAGCUUUGGGAGGGAACGCGUCUACAUACGAAAUUGUCUAUUACUUUUUGUUCCAUUUUUCUAUAAAUCUAUUACAUGUGGACGAUUAAAAGGAUUUGCUCUAUGGUAUGCGGAGCUCGCGUUCCUUUUAUUUCGCGGUAUCGAUAUAAUAUAACAGGCUGACCAAAUUGUUAUAGUUGUGUGUAGUCGUAGAUGCACUGUAUGCUUGUUAAUUUUGUUACAUAAUAUGCUCAAUGCAAUGCGUAAGACUGGAUACUCGCUGUGACCUUUCAAAAUGCAAACCCAGAAAUAGAGUUUAAAUAAUUUUUUUUCAAGUAUAUGGUACAAAAAUUUUAUGUUUGAAAUCGAACGUUCGCAUAUUCUGCGACAGAUAACGUGCAAAUUUAUCUUUAAGGAAUUUAACAUAGAGGUUAUAUACAUUGAGUCAUAAAAAUUAGUCAAUUCUAAUAUUAUUUGUAGUGAUAAAUAUCAUAUUAUUAAAAUAUAUUAAUACGUUAUCCAUUAAAUAUUGUAUGUAGGUAAUUUAUAAAAACACUAGUAGGAAGAUCUUUCAAUAUUUUUGUAAAGUUCAAUAAAAAUCAGUCCAUUUAAACACUCAUUGUCAAAUAACAUAAAAAUGUAUUGUCCAUGUUUAAAAAUGGGAAUAUUUAAAUUUACUACCCGUUACCAAAUCAAGGGCGUAGACUUUACACUCUUGACUUGGUAUCGGUCGGGUCUACACUGUAGAGCUAGACUGUAGAGUAGCAGAGAAGAAACUCUGCUACUCUUUGUAAUAGUCAAGUUUUUGUUUUAUCAAGAAAUUGUAUUAUCAAUCAACAACACUUUAAACAAACGCUUAACUUCAUCUGCAAAUUAGGUUCUGUUUUGUAUAUUAGGGCAGUGAGUAACCAAGUGUCGAAAUAAAAACUUUCCUUAUCCGCUAACUUAACGAAGACGCUUAAGGCUCCAAUAACAAAGGGUUCGUUAUAAAGCACUAUUUGAAUCCAGCGAGUAGCUAGUUUUAGGCAUCAAAGUUAUUUCUUACUCACCCCGAUUCACCCGUCUUUUACAUUAACCUCGUACCUGACAGGUUAUAGGAAAGAUGAUGAAAAGAAAGGUUAUAGGGAAUAAUAAUUAUCAUCAUUGUACGCUUAAUCACUGAUCCUAAUUUAUAUUAUGAUGUAAAAACUUCCCAAAUCGACACGUAACUCAUGCCUGCUAAUGAGGGCUUAUUAUUAGUACUUUUUAUAACUAAGUUAUUUUACUUCGGAGCAGUAUGAGUGAGAAAUAACUUCGAUAAAUCAAGGACUUAGAAGACAUAUGAUCAGUAUUAGGUGGUGCGGUCAGUUACUAGAUGGAUUCGAGCACACACCGGCAGCAUGGCACUGUACCUAUAACAAAUUUGUGAAAAUAAUUCCUUACAAAAUAAAGGAAGCAUACUAUAUA
Messenger RNA from Pieris rapae (cabbage white), 8595 nucleotides. It is a transcript of the gene Eps-15, whose product is annotated as epidermal growth factor receptor substrate 15-like 1. Lineage: Eukaryota; Metazoa; Arthropoda; Insecta; Lepidoptera; Pieridae. The record is from RefSeq and is a predicted model, not a curated record. Gene Ontology annotation, molecular function: calcium ion binding; cadherin binding. The transcript is spliced from 17 exons. Gene Ontology annotation, biological process: endocytosis; endosomal transport. The coding region runs from base 86 to 3040 and encodes 984 amino acids. Gene Ontology annotation, cellular component: clathrin coat of coated pit; cytoplasm; plasma membrane.